Messenger RNA from Ornithorhynchus anatinus (platypus), 3862 nucleotides. RefSeq names its product mitogen-activated protein kinase 11 (gene MAPK11). The record is from RefSeq and is a predicted model, not a curated record. Gene Ontology annotation, molecular function: ATP binding; MAP kinase activity. Bases 166 to 1251 code for a protein of 361 amino acids. The transcript is spliced from 12 exons. Gene Ontology annotation, cellular component: nucleus; cytoplasm. Lineage: Eukaryota; Metazoa; Chordata; Mammalia; Monotremata; Ornithorhynchidae. Gene Ontology annotation, biological process: protein phosphorylation; intracellular signal transduction.
CCCUCCUCCUCCUCCUCCUCGGUCCCUCCUCCUCUGUCCCUCCUUCUCCCCCGUCUCCUCCCGCAGCUCCUGCGGGACCGGGCUAAACUGGGCUUGGACCAGAGCUGGACCUGGGGGUCGGGGGCCGGGCCGGGGGCCGGGCCGGGGGCCGGGCGGUUCCGGAAGAUGACCGAUGGCGCCGGCUUCCACAAGCAGGAGCUGAACAAGACGGUGUGGGAGGUGCCGGGCCGGUACCAGAACCUCAGCCCGGUGGGCUCGGGCGCAUACGGUUCCGUCUGCUCGGCAUAUGAUACCCAGACCCGGAAGAAGGUGGCGGUGAAGAAGCUCUCCCGGCCUUUCCAGUCCCUCGUCCACGCCAGGAGGACUUACCGCGAGCUGAGGCUGCUGAAACACAUGAAGCAUGAAAACGUCAUCGGCCUGCUGGACGUCUUCACCCCGGCCUCCUCCAUUGAUACCUUCAACGAAGUGUACCUGGUGACCAACCUGAUGGGGGCCGACCUGAACAACAUCGUCAAGUGCCAGAAGCUGACGGACGACCACAUCCAAUUCCUCGUCUAUCAGCUUCUCCGGGGCCUGAAGUACAUCCACUCGGCGGGGAUAAUCCACAGGGACCUGAAGCCCAGCAACCUGGCUGUGAACGAGGACUGUGAACUGCGGAUCCUGGACUUCGGCCUCGCCCGCCAGGCGGACGACGAGAUGACCGGCUACGUGGCCACGCGCUGGUACCGUGCCCCUGAGAUCAUGCUCAACUGGAUGCAUUACAACCAGACGGUGGACAUCUGGUCAGUUGGCUGUAUCAUGGCGGAGCUCCUGAAGGGCGAAGCCCUCUUCCCCGGCAAUGACUACAUCGACCAGCUCAAGAGGAUCAUGGAGGUGGUGGGGACGCCCAGCUCGGAGCUGCUGAAGAAGAUCUCGUCUGAACAUGCCAGGAAAUACAUCGAGUCUCUGCCACAUAUGCCAGAGCAGGAUCUGAAGCGGGUGUUUCGAGGGGCCAAUCCACUUGCUGUGGACCUCCUGGAGAAGAUGCUGGUGCUGGACAGCGAACGGAGGGUCAGCGCGGCCGAGGCUCUGGCUCACGCUUACUUCGCCCAGUACCACGACCCCGAGGAUGAGCCCGAGGCCGAGCCCUACGACGAGACCAUCGAGAACAAGGAGAGGACAGUGGAUGAGUGGAGAGAGCUCACGUAUGGGGAAGUGGUCAGCUUCAAGCCUCCAGACGUCAAACUGGACACCGUGGAGAUCGAGCCGUGAGCCCUGCUGCCCUGGCUGGAGGAGGAGUAGGAGGACAGCAAGGAGGAGGAGGAGGAGGAGAAGGAGGAGGAGGAGGAAGAGAAGGAGGGGGAGAAGAAGGAGGAGGAGGAGAAGAAGAAGAAAGACCUGGAGAAGGAGGACCAGGGCAAGGCCUUACUGGGAGAGCCUGAAUGUUCCCAAGUUCUGUCCCGGGGGGCCAGUGGUCAGGGGGAAGGCUCAAUGUAGGCCUGAAUUCCAAAAUCCCCCCACCCCGCUCCUGGGUGGCCCUGGGUGGAGCCUCCAGCCCCUCAGCCUCGAUUGGCGCUCGGGGCUCUGUGCAUACUCCGUCCCCAGGGCCGGGUCCCCAGCCCCCAGCCCCCAUACGAUGGACAAGGAGAAAAGAUGCUUUGUUGAGGCAGGGUGGGGUUGGGGGGUGAACCCUUUCCUGGACCUCCCUGCCCAGGAGGACGGUGGCUGCUGUCAUGAGGAGCGGGCGCUGGCCCGGAAGCCGCCGCCGAGAUCCUGGGCUGGGCCCCGUCAGACCACCCGUCCAUCUGUCCGUCUGUCGGCCCGUCAGGUUCCAUGUUUAGCCAGUGCCUUCGGGAUUUGGGGGGAGGGGGUGGUUUGCAAUGUCUUCUCGGGGCCAGGGGGCUGCAGCAAGGAGAAAGUCGACGUAGUCAAUCUUUGUCUUCUUGGGUUCCCAGGGCACGUGCGGGGGGUGGGGGGGAGGGUUGGGUCGGAUGUGUGGAUGUGCAGGCUGAGUGGCUGCUUACAUGCAUGUGCGGAGUUGUGCGAAGUGCCCGGGCCAGUGCGGACAGGAGCUUGACAUAGUGCUUGGCAAAUAGUAAGCGCUUAACAAAUACCACAGUGAUGAUGAUGUUGCAGCGGGCACUGGGGAGGCGCUGGCCUGGCCACCAAGGCCGGGAACCCAGAGGACACCGGCCUGCGUUGUUCCACAGAGCUGUUGCCAGGGCAGGCAACAGCAGCAGUCAGGCAUAGGACUGGAUCCUCUGGAUCCAGCCCACGCUGAACCCUGAAUGGCCUUGCCGGUGAGCUGAGUCUCCUGCCUCCCCCGGGAUCCAGUUACUGAAAGGACCCCAACUUGUCCUGCGGGAAGCCCGACUGUUCUCACCGCGGGUGUCGAGUGCCCUUUUCCCUGACUUGGUGUGCACCCAGAUUAGGGUCCUGAGGGUUGGGGUGCCCGCGGGUGAGGGUGGGAGGCCUAGGGAGUGGCACCGGACGGGAGGCGGUGGUCCCCCGUACCCUGACUGACCUGUUCUGAGCUCUCGGGCCUGGGGCAGGGAGGGGAGGGAUUGAAGAUGCCCGGGCAAAGAACGGUCCCGACUUCCUUGGGCACUGACAGAGGAGAGGGGCAGGGUCAGCUCUACCUGGUCCCCUGUGGGCACAUCUUUGAGCCAGGCACUUAGGAGAGGAGAACACAGUUGCUGCCAGAUGGAGAAUCAGUACACGCGCACACACCCACUAAUACCAAAACCAAAUGUCCAAACCAAAGACACAGUGAUCUCUGAUAGGAAAAGCCAGGGAGGGACAGACAGGACACAGGGCAACAUGGGGAUGAUUUCUGCUAAUCCACUGCCUGCUUGUCCUCCGGCUCAAGGGGUUAUUCUGGUCGUGGGAUCUCAGAUAGGUCAGGACGGAACAGGGCAAUCGGGAGGGUCAGGAGAUGGAGGAGCACCAGCGCAGGAGACGCUGACCCGGACAGGGUUCGGCUGCCUGACGAGGGACGGGACUGGAGGUCGUAGAACCAAGGAGGGAAUGGGCAGGGACGGUACGGAACUGCUGCUCCCCAAAUCCCACCCCACCAGGGCUAUGGACCUCGCUGGAGCCGGAGGGCAGCAGGUUCAAACCUCCCACGAGGAAAUGCUUCUUCCCCCCAGCUGGGGGUGAGAGCCUGGGAUCCGUUCCCACAGGGAGCCGUGCAGCCGGAAAUGCCGGCAGCUCCCGGGGGGAUUUGGAUGGAUCCAUGGGUGAGAGGUCCAGGCUGGGUUCCUGGGGGAGAGUCAGGGAUGGAGAGGGAAGAGUCACGGGUGCUGGAUGGUCCAGGAUGGGUCACUGGGGGACAGUCAGUGAUGGAGUCAGAGUCAGUCAGGGAAGUGGGAUGGUCCAUGCGGGGUCCCUGAGGGAGUCAGGGAUGGAGAAGGGAGAAUUAGGAAUGUUGGACGGCCCGUCUUUGACCAAGAGGGUGGACUGGAUGACCUGUGGAACUGACCAAGAAUGGCAUGGCUGAGGGCUCAUUUCCCUCCGCCGCUGGUUCUUAGUGCCCCUGCCCCUCCAGAGCAAGUUUCAGGCAGGAAGAUGGCUUGCCCCAUCAGCUUCCAGCCCUCUACCCUGCAUGGUGGGUAGCAGUAGCUUAUUGUUAAUCGAUCGAUUGAUCGAUUAAAGGGGCUCUAAUCCCAGUCCUGCCCCUGCCCUGCAAUGUGGCCCGGGUCAAGGCACCUAAUCUCUCUGUGGCUCGGUUUCCCCCACUGUAAAAUGGGGAUGAUUUCUGCUCUCUUCACCUCUUAGACUGUGAGCCCCAACAGGGACAGGGAAUGUAUCCCAUCUGUUUACAACCCCAGAGCACUGCACUUGACCUGUACUAAGCUCUGAAUAAACACCCAAACUGACCGGC